Helicoverpa armigera (cotton bollworm) is the source of this 771-nucleotide messenger RNA. RefSeq lists its product as uncharacterized. The coding region runs from base 1 to 771 and encodes 256 amino acids. NCBI's taxonomy places the organism in Eukaryota, Metazoa, Arthropoda, Insecta, Lepidoptera, Noctuidae. Gene Ontology annotation, cellular component: plasma membrane. Gene Ontology annotation, molecular function: outward rectifier potassium channel activity; potassium ion leak channel activity. Gene Ontology annotation, biological process: potassium ion transmembrane transport; stabilization of membrane potential. The record is from RefSeq and is a predicted model, not a curated record. The transcript has 7 exons.
AUGUCGGUUAACAUAUUGUUACAAGACUCCGCUAUAACUCCUCAGUCUCCAAAAUGGCGGGGAGCCAUAGAGAAGCGUAUCGAGGAAGAGAGGCGCCUCACCAUAGAGGCGGUGAGCACCGGCGCGCGCGUCGACCCUGGAAAGUUUUGGGACUUAUCCGGGACAUUUCUGUUCACUGUCUAUGUUAUGACGGCUUUGGGCUUCGGCGCGCCAAUGCCGCAGACAAAUUGGGGACGAACCUCCGCGCUAAUAUACGCUGCCUUUGCUGUUCCAGCACACUUUUAUUUAAUGCUAAACGCCAGCCUAUGUAUAGUGGUACGCGUUCAAGCUUGCCUCAAUAGGCUGAGAUGUGACCCGGACAAGCCGGACACUGUGCUACAUAAUGAGACAGAAAGCCCAAACUGCAGUCGAAGCUCGGAGGUUCUGAAAUCACCUACUAGAAGAGGAGUUCGUAAGAAAAUAAUGCGCUUACUAGGCAUGCUAAGCGUUUGUCGCUGGACGUUCCUGACAGCGGUUCUAUACUACCUCUGCGGAGCGGUGGCGUUCGGAUGGGCACGGGAGAGGAAACCCGUAGACAUAGCCAUGUUCCCCGUCGAGUUUACUACCACCGGGGGCUUGGACCGGGUAACGGGUAACGUGCGGUUCCUGUACGGCUGGUACGUGGAAGGCGCGGUGCUGCUUCUGUCCUGCGGGUUGACCAUGCUGAGGCAACAGGGCGGGUCAGUCGUCGCUUAUAUAGCUGAGAAGUAUAAAUUGUACGAAACACAAUGA